GAGAGAUGUUCUGGAUUGAGUGGAAUCAAAGCUCUCACGUGGGGCUGACAAAGUGUUUGACGAGGAUGAUAAAGACGGUGAUCGCCACACCAGACCCUGUCAGAUUCUGCCACAGCGCUGCUAUGCUGUUUCUACCUCAUACGUGAUGCCCGCAUCUCCUCGAUAACUUUGCGUUCAGCUUAUGCUGGUUGUUUCCUAUAAUGCUCGUGGCGCAACACUUUCCUUGCUUAGCGCGUUUGCCUUACCGAUGGAUCCAAUGCGAUCCUGCGCUCGUGCGUAUCGCGUGUUAGGGUCGGACGCGAGAUGUCGUCUGACGAUGUCAUAUACGACCCUGCUGAUCGCGGGGAAGCGUGCCGUAGGAAUAUCGGCGCCGAUAUCGUCAUGCUGGCAGUCACUUCCCCAAUCGCUUGAAAUGGCUGCAUCUGCUCCAGCAAGGGUUGGCACACCUUUUUGAGACAGCAUGCAUGCAGAUUGUAAUCUUGAUAGCGGUGGCAAGCGCCACUGCAGGCACGUCCGGCA
This is a messenger RNA of Neohortaea acidophila, 519 nucleotides long. RefSeq lists its product as uncharacterized. The transcript has a single exon. NCBI's taxonomy places the organism in Eukaryota, Fungi, Ascomycota, Dothideomycetes, Mycosphaerellales, Teratosphaeriaceae. The coding region runs from base 182 to 454 and encodes 90 amino acids. The record is from RefSeq and is a predicted model, not a curated record.